GUAUCUUUUCACACACACAUAAAUAAGCUGCCAAACAUUCGCUCUUUUAAUUUCUCUCCUCUACCGGAUUUCCAGUAUCACAUCACACACCAUAAAAAAGGGGUGUGGAUUGGGAGAGAGUUGAAUAAAGGAAGGUAAAAAUGGGGAAGGGAACUACAAAAUGCAAGAGUGGGUCCCACCAGAUAUUUAAAGAUAGGGCUAAGAACCGUGUUGAGGAUCUCCAUGGGAUGUUUACUGAUCUUCAAUCGGCUCGAAAAGAAAGCCGUUCUAUCGAUGUCGCUGUGCUCGAAGAACAGGUUAAUCAGAUGCUUAAAGAAUGGAAGAAUGAACUUAAUCAGCCCUCCCCUGCUUCUUCUGCCCAGCAGGGUGGAAGUAUCGGGCCUUUUUCGCCUGAUAUAAGUAGGCUUUUGCAUUUGUAUGAUGAGGAAGAUGAUGCCACUAGUGGAUUGGCUGCUCCUAAACCUGAUCCUGAUGGUCUUAAAGUUGCCGAGAACGCAGCUUUUCAUGGGAAUUUUGCUGUUAACCAGACAUCUCAGGAACAAGGCUUCCAAUUGGUUGAUCAAUGUAAAGGUUCUCCUUCAGGAGUCAACAAUAUUGGAGUACAUAACAUGGGUGCUGCUAAUCAGUUGGAUUAUUUUUCAUUUGACUUACCGCACAACUUUGAGCAUAACUAUUUUAGUGGGUUUGAUGGCAUUGGCCGGGAAGAUGCUUUACCUCAGCAGAUGGCCGGCUUUCUGCCUACUGUUUGCCCUCCCCCUUCUGCUUUCUUGGGACCAAAAUGUGCUCUUUGGGAUUGUCCCAGGCCCGCUCAAGGCUGGUGUACUGACAGGCCCGUUCAAGGAUGGUUUCCUGACUAUUGUAGUAGCUUGCAUGCUGCAAUUGCUCAAAAUGAAGGCCGAUUUGGGAUGACACCUGUCAUACGACCAAAAGGAAUCGAGUUGAAGGACACUUUACUUUUUGCCGCACUUAGUGCCAAGGCACAGGGGAAGGACGUGGGUGUCCCCGAGUGUGAAGGUGCUGCUACUGCAAAGUCUCCAUGGAAUGCACCUGAGCUUUUUGAUCUCUCAGUGUUUGAGGGUGAAACACUGCGGGAGUGGUUAUUCUUUGAUAAGCCUCGAAGGGCAUUCGAGAGCGGAAACAGAAAACAGAGGUCACUUCCAGAUUACAAUGGACGUGGUUGGCAUGAAUCAAGAAAGCAAGUAAUUAAUGAAUCUGGGUGGCUAAAAAGAUCCUAUUACAUGGACCCACAACCCAUGAAAUUUCUCGAAUGGCAUCUCUACGAGUAUGAAAUCAGCAAAUGUGAUGCUUGUGCUUUGUAUAGAUUGGAACUUAAGCUUGUUGAUGGCAAGAAAAGUCCUAAAGGAAAGAUAGCAAACGAUUCGGUUGCUGAUCUUCAAAAGCAAAUGGGAAGACUUACCGCUGAGUUUCCAUUGGAUAACAAUAUUAAAAGAUCUGUUAAAGGAAGGGGAAAGGCCAAUUUGAAAGACAACGGUGCUGCAGCCCUCUAUCUUGGUUCGAACCUAACUGCUGAAAAUGAUGUUACUGAUUAUGGGGCAAAUGCACCAUUUAACUAUCUCAUAGACGAUAUUGGUGGCUACUACAAUUGAUAAAUAUUUAAGAGGUAUUAUGGCUGUUUAGGCUUGAGUUAUUAUAGUUUCAUGUUUUGUUACUCGAUGUCAAAGUCAAAGUCAAUGUCAGAUGUUGGUGCUUUAAUUGAUGGAAUUGGCGGGAUUGUGAAAUGCGCUUGAGUUUUAUGGCGGAGCACGAUUCUAAGUUUCUAACUCUCUGGAGAUGGUAUAUGAGAAGUGAAGACAGCUGCUGCCUUUUCUCUUUGUUGCAUCAGCUUUUCUUCUUAUGAUGAUGGUAAACAACAUUAAUACUGCGUUGUUGCCCAUAAUUAGGUUAUAUGAUUAUUACUAGCUACAAAACUUCAGUUUUGAAGAUUGGUGCUAAUGAACUAAAAGGCAUGAACUCCGUGCUCAAAUUAGCAGCCAGCAAUGUAACUUGUGGGUCAGUUGGUAUAUAUGAAUUGCACGAUAUGACAUGGUUUUUGUGACUCAAAA
Messenger RNA from Erigeron canadensis, 2063 nucleotides. RefSeq names its product transcription factor VOZ1. The transcript is spliced from 5 exons. Bases 141 to 1607 code for a protein of 488 amino acids. Gene Ontology annotation, biological process: positive regulation of long-day photoperiodism, flowering; regulation of DNA-templated transcription. NCBI's taxonomy places the organism in Eukaryota, Viridiplantae, Streptophyta, Magnoliopsida, Asterales, Asteraceae. The record is from RefSeq and is a predicted model, not a curated record.